GUUAUAAAUGUUUUGGACUGACAGUGACAGCUCUGUAUUCACAAAUCAAAUUCUAUAAAUUGUAAAUAAAUACUUAUAUAAAAUAAGUAAAAGUUAAAAAGUCUUGGUUUCUGUAAUCGAAACAUUGUAAAAAGCCAUCAUUAGUUUAACGUGUUUAACUUUUAGUCACGGAAAAUCUUCGAGUUCACAAAAGCGAUGUGUUGAUAUUGCAUUCAUCAUGAAUAUUUAAUUGGAGCUGUUUCACCUAUUCGGGAUUGUAGAUAACUAUCAAAGCUGCAGUAAAGUGUAUUCGUACCAAAUUCUUCAAUACGCUGCCAUGGAUAGUUCAAAUGAUUAUGAUGAUACUUCUGACUACAAUGAGUUGUUUCUUGCAGUCCACAAUGGAGAAUUGGAACUUGUUCAUUCUCUGCUCGAGAAAUAUUCGGCGACAGAAACGAUACGCGGCAGGACGUUGCUGCAUGUGGCGGCUGCAAGAGGACAUGCAGAAAUAGCAAAGACACUUUUAGGUAAUGGAGCCACUAUUGGGGUACAAGAUAUUAAGGGCAAUACACCGCUUGAUGUUUCAUUGGCGAAAGGAAACGUUCAAAUGGCCGAAAUUCUUUUUCAACAUGGUGCUGUUUUAAGUGACAACGAUUUAACUAACAUGGAACCUCUUCGUAACGCAGUUUCAAAAGGGAACUUUGAAAUGGUAAAGCUACUCAUGGCGAACAAAUGUAACAUAGUCGAUGUUCCAAAUGAUGGCGACUAUUUUCCCAAAUCUUCUCUUAAACUUGCAGUGUCAUCUGGUCGUUUGGACAUUCUUGAAUAUCUCAUAAUGAAUGGUGUAAAAAACAGCAAAACAGUUGAGGAAGAUAAACUAGACUUAUUUAUAAUAGUUAUUUUCGAAGGCAGUUUGGAUACUUUAAACUUUUUAGUCGAUAUUGGUAUUAAAGUACAAAACUUAGAUGACGUAUUUAAUACUACAUUUAAUUUGUGUCGUCAUGACAUGUGGAAGUAUUUAGUAACAAGUUUGUCGAAAAUUAGUGCAAAAACGUAUUUUAAAGAAAGGCAGCUUCAUUUUUCUAUUCGAACGGGCCAAGUGGAGACUGUCAAGGCAAUUGUGAAUGAACCAUCAAACGAAUAUGAAUCGGACACUUUCGCCAGAAAAUUAGCCGUUUACAUUGCCGUUGAAAGUGGCAGUGAAGAAAUAUUAGAGAUUCUUCUAAACGCUAAUUAUCCUGUUACUGACAGUCUGUUUAAUUUUAUAAGUCCCCUUCAUCUCGCAGCAACAUUCGAGCACCCGAGACUAGUGAAACUGCUAUUGGACGCUGGAGCUGAUGUUAAUUUGCAAACUGAAGAUUAUCACCGUACACCAUUACAUUUCGCAGCAACUGCAGCGCAGCCAGCUGUAGUUAAAUUUCUUUUAAAAAAUGGUGCUGAUCCCUCUAUAACCUCUAAACGCGGUGAAUCGCCGCUAGAAACGGCUUUGAAGGUUUAUUCAGGCAUAAUUCAUGUAUUAAUACCUGUUACUCCUUCAGUGUUUGAUGGAUUGGUAAAAGUGACGGAGAUGUUAAUUCAGUAUUUGAAUAGUGAAACCACUGAGGAUUUAUUUCACUAUGCAGUUAAAAUGAGAGUUUUAUCAAGUAUCAAUAAUUCAAAACCAAAGUCAGAAAGACUAAUAUCUGCUGUAAGUGAUUUUGUAUUUCGUCCUGAAAUUGUUAUAUGCAUAUUUAAUUAUCUAAGUGAAGAGGAAGUUAAACAUUUUUCUGAGACAUUUUUAUUUGAAGAAAGUGAUUUAUCUCAUUACCCACCAGAGUUGUUUAAACUUUUUGUGGAAUAUAAUAUUGAUUUGAAAUCGUGUUUUGAUAUAGAAUUAUACACUAGCAUUAAAAAUAUCAAGCACCAAUUGCUCUUAAUUGGUUACUCAAAAAACGUUCCUAAUCUUUUAGACACAAUUUCAAAAAUUAUUAAUGAUUACGAUUACGAUGGAGAUUACUACAAUGACGUAGAGAAAAAGAAUAUAAUAGAAAUAUUAAAAUUAUUAUUUUGUCGUUUAGUAUUGUUAAUUACAAAGUGUGAUCGAAUUGAGCUUGAGGAAUGUGAUUUAAUUGAUGUUAUUGAUUGGGUAGAGAAGUGUUUAAAGGAGAAAAGGGUCAUGCAGAGGACGAAAGUUAAUAAAAAUUUAAAUUUCACUUUCUAUGACGUAUUAACGAAAUCAAUGGAUAAAGUUGUAGGGUACUCAAACAAUGAAGAUUUCCUCACUGCAAUAAAAUCUUCACAAAUGAAAUUUCCGAUAUAUGCUGAUUUUUUGAAGGCAAGUGUCGAAAUAGCAGAAAGAAGAAGAAAUUGCAUCGAUAAGAGCACGACGUUAAUGUAUCGUAUGGUUAAAAAAUGUUACAAAAUUCAAAUUUCUACUUCUGAUAUUCGUCACAUGUUCAAGUAUCUCUCUAUUGUAGAUUUGCAAAGAUUUUCAGCCGCUUGUUCCUAAAAUGUAAUUUCAUGACAAAUAAUGCAAAGAUCAGUUUUGUUGAAUAAUUUAGGAUGUAUUUUCCGUCUAUGUACGAUGAAGAAAUUUUUAUUUAAGGAUUUCUUUCCAUCAAUGUAUUAAAUUAUAAUUUAAAUUUUACAUAUUAAUAAUUAUUAUCACAUUAAUAUUUCAGAGUUCAAAUUUAUAGAUGUAUAUUUGCGAUUACAUCGUGUUAACUAUAAGCUUUGAGCCAUUGUUUUGUACGUCGAAACAUAUAAACAUUAACAAAUUAUACGCUUAUUAAAAGUUUGUUUAAAAUAUUUUAAGUGAUGUGACAUUAAAUAAAAUAUAAGCUUUUAUUAUUUUUAACCGCGUCAGUGAGGCUUUUAUUCUCAUAGAGAAUACAUGAGUUUAUAAUAAUUAUACAUUUCAUAAAAAAUCUGAAUAACCUUAAAAUUGUUUUUAGAUUUGAAUUAAUUAAUCUAUUUGUCAGUAAUUCCUCUUUUCCCGUAAUUUCAAAUAGCUUUUAAUUUUUAAUAUGUUUUAAUUAAGGAGGAAUGGUAUACCUAAUCGGGCCAAAAGUUUGUGACAUUUAGGGGAAUUUGUAAUUUUGUUAUUUAAGCUACAUAUAGCAGUUUUUCUUAUUGAAAUCAUAAAAGUAAACAUCAAUGAAUAUUAAAAAGUAUAUAUUAAAUAGGGAAAAGAUAAUAAAUUAAUCAAAUUAAUUUUUUUUAUAAAAGCAGAAAAUAAUUUUUGUAACUGUCUGUACGAAUUUGAAACCUAAGAAAAUAAAAGUUACUGAAAUUCUCUCAAGAUUAUUUUCGGAUUUAUCGAGUGUUCCAUUGCAAACUUUGAAAAAAUGCUAUUAUUACGUAUAUAUGUGUCUUAUUAUGCUGUAAUAUUAAUGUUAUUAAUUAUAAACAUUGUCAAAUAACAAUUUGUAAUGAGCGUUUAAUCGUGACAACCUCGCAAUGCAAAUAGUUUGUUUUUUGAUCGUUGGUAACAGUGUCAAGUGUUAUGAUUUGCAUUUCUGUGGUUAAAAAUAAUGAAAAUUUGUCAUUUUUGGUACCUUUGGCGCCAUCUCUUGGUUCUAUGUACCACUAAACAGCUGUCACAUGUGAGACUUUAUAUACAGUGUUGCCACGUUUUCUCUGUUUGUCUGUCAUAAAAUUAGUUUUCUUCCAGAAACUAAUUAAUUACUUUUAAACUAAUUAGUGAAUAAAAAAGAACCUUCGUGAUUAAUAAAGCUUAAAUCUUGACCUUCAGGAUAGAAUUUUUACAAAAAAUUCUGAUUGUUUUAAGUAUAAAAUUUUUAAUGAUAAACAUGCAAAUUCGUGCUUUCUCCAUAAGAGGUAAUGUUAAAUUAAAUAAUUUAUAACUUGUAAACUAUUUAGUGAAAAGUUCUGAAAUUUGGUGGGUCAUUUUAUUAUAUAAAAGCAAAUCAUUUCCCAAAAUAUCAAAAGAUUCUGAAUGUUUUGAAUUUCUAUACCA
Molecule: messenger RNA, 3937 nt
Organism: Leptopilina heterotoma
Lineage: Eukaryota; Metazoa; Arthropoda; Insecta; Hymenoptera; Figitidae
Product: ankyrin repeat and KH domain-containing protein mask-like
Exons: 2
Coding region: 317-2467 (716 amino acids)
Molecular function (GO): protein binding
Source: RefSeq, a predicted model, not a curated record